CGCCAUCUUAUUUCGGCGGAGCUUGAGAAAGUGCUUCCGGGUGAGCUUGUCGGUCGGCGGUUGGAAAACGGCGUGAAGUCCUCGCGCUUUAGUUUCGACGGGGGAGUCGGACGAAGAGCCGUCCCGAUGGCGGUGGAGUCUCGCGUUACUCAGGAGGAGAUUAAGAAAGAGCCCGAAAAGCCGAUAGACCGCGAGAAGACUUGUCCCCUCUUGUUGAGAGUCUUCACCACGAACAAUGGGCGUCAUCACAGAAUGGAUGAAUUUGCACGAGGAAAUGUACCUUCCAGUGAACUUCAGAUCUACACAUGGAUGGACGCAACUUUAAAAGAGCUGACCAGUUUAGUGAAGGAAGUCUAUCCAGAAGCAAGAAAGAAGGGGACACAUUUCAACUUUGCAAUAGUUUAUACAGAUCUUAAAAGGCCUGGGUACAGGGUGAAAGAAAUUGGUAGUACAAUGUCGGGAAGAAAGGGCACAGAUGAUUCCAUGACUUUGCAGUCUCAGAAGUUCCAGAUAGGGGAUUACCUAGACAUAGCAAUUACUCCACCAAAUCGAGCGCCACCUCCUUCUGGUCGUAUGAGACCUUACUAAUAUUUUGCCUUACAUCACUGUCAUCCAUAGACCUUCAUCAAUUUGUAUCUGCAUUAUUGUACUGAUUAUUUUACUUAGUGAUCUUAAGAAGGAUUGAUAAUUGAAUUAUGUUAUUGUACAAGGUGUGCCCUCAAGCUAUUAGUUUCCUUUGUCAGUUUUUUUUUUUAUAAAGUUGACCAAAACAACACAGCUGUUCUCUGUAUUUUUUAAAAAACUUGUUAGGGAAUAAAUAUGCCAUUGAUAACUUG
This is a messenger RNA of Protobothrops mucrosquamatus (brown spotted pit viper), 836 nucleotides long. It is a transcript of the gene SAP18, whose product is annotated as Sin3A associated protein 18. The record is from RefSeq and is a predicted model, not a curated record. Gene Ontology annotation, molecular function: transcription corepressor activity; transcription factor binding. Gene Ontology annotation, cellular component: nucleus. Lineage: Eukaryota; Metazoa; Chordata; Lepidosauria; Squamata; Viperidae. The coding region runs from base 127 to 588 and encodes 153 amino acids. The transcript is spliced from 4 exons. Gene Ontology annotation, biological process: negative regulation of DNA-templated transcription.